ACGCCCGAGGAGAGGGACGUGUGGAGGGAUGGAGGAAGAUCUGUUUGGAGGGAGGGCUGGAGAGAGGGAAGAGAGAGCGGCAUUGUGCAGAGCUACAGCUUCGAUUCAUACCAGCUGGAGGAGGAGGAGAUCAGUAAAGACGCACCGGAGCGAGGAGUGCUGGCUUUGUCCGAACCCGACUUUGAGGAACCGAUCCCUGACGACCGUUACCAUGGCAUCUACUUUGCAAUGCUACUGGCUGGAGUGGGUUUCCUGCUUCCCUACAACAGCUUCAUCACAGAUGUGGAUUACCUGCAUCAGAAGUUUAAAGGGACAUCGAUAGUGUUUGACAUGAGUCUGACGUACAUCUUAGUGGCUUUGCUGGCCGUCAUCCUCAACAAUGUGCUGGUGGAGCGACUCAGCAUGCACACCAGGAUCACUGUGGGUUACAUCUUAGCUUUGGGGCCCCUGAUCUUUGUCAGCGUGUUCGACGUUUGGCUGGAAAAGUUCACCACCAAGCAGGCUUAUGUCAUCAACCUGGUAUCAGUGGGAGUGGUGGCCUUUGGAUGUACAGUGCAGCAGUCCAGUUUCUAUGGUUACAUGGGGAUGCUGCCCAAGAGGUACACACAGGGGGUAAUGACUGGAGAGAGUACGGCCGGGGUGAUCAUCUCGCUGUCCCGCAUCUUCACCAAGCUGCUGAUCAAAGACGACAAGAAGAACACGCUGAUCUUCUUCCUCGUCUCCAUCAGCAUGGAAAUGCUGUGCUUCCUGCUUCACCUGCUGGUCCGCCGCUCACGAUUUGUCCGGUAUUACACCAGCCACGCCCAGGGUAAAGGUCCGGGCAAAUGUCACGAUCCGAGAGACAACGGGACCGGGUACAGGGUUCACCACGAUGUCACUGCAGAGGAAGUAAGAUUUGGAAACGGUGGUACAGGAGCGUCUUCUGUGGAGGAAAGCGUCGAGGACAUUGCGGGCGGUACCUAUGUUCGAUUUGAUGCCCCAAAAGCCAAGAUGAGAAGGAGCUGGCCCGGGCUCCGAGACAUGAUCUUGCAUCGUUACGUGGUGUCCCGUGUGAUCUGGGCCUACAUGCUGUCGAUAGCUGUGACCUACAGCAUCACGCUCUGUCUGUUUCCCGGGCUGGAGUCAGAGAUACGAAACUCCACCUUAGGUGAAUGGCUCCCCAUCCUCAUCAUGGCCACCUUCAACAUGUCGGACUUUGUUGGCAAGAUCCUGGCAGCACUGCCAUAUGACUGGUCUGGGGGUCGUCUGCUCUUCUUCUCUUGCCUGAGGGUGGUCUUCAUCCCUCUGUUUGUCAUGUGUGUGUAUCCUGCCAAUGAACCCACUCUAUCCCACCCUGCCUGGCCCUGUCUCUUUUCUCUCCUCAUGGGAGUCACCAACGGAUAUUUUGGGUCCGUACCGAUGAUCCAGGCUGCGGGCAAAGUGCCACCUGAACAGCGGGAGCUUGCAGGGAAUACUAUGACUGUCUCCUACAUGACAGGCCUGAUGGUUGGCUCCGCUGUAGCGUAUGCAGCUUAUAGCUUCACUGCUCCACCAACAGGAAUACGCUCCUCUACGCUCAACAUACACACACCUGCCAACACUACCGUGUAUUGAAUGUCCGUAGGUUUGACACGCACUCACUCAUCUGUCUGUAUACAUUUACAUGUACACACAUGCUGCGUUAGGACAGGACAUUUGCCCUUUCAGCAGCAUCAACUGAUGUACUAGACUCCAGCUGCAGAAUAACUCAACAAUAAGAAAAGAAAAGACAAGUAGUGGCUUUUAGUGUUGAAAGGAAUUAAGUGAAAAAAGUGCAGAUUUCUCCACUCGCUCAUCUCCCGGUGAUCCACUGACCUUCAAGCAUCUGCUCCGAUGAACUUCCCCGGAGGAAGAGAAGUGGAGCUGUGCGUCUGCCAGCAGGCAGACAUUAACCCUCAGAGUAUCACACAGUGAAAUUACUGUCUGCAUAUGUGCGAACACAUCAUCUGACAUUUGUACAGUGCAAAGUCAAGUGAUAUUUUGUUGCGGGGAGCUAAUGGCUUGUGGUUUUAGAGGAGACCUUGCAUUAUAUGUGAUGUUAUGUUUUAUGAAUUCUCAGAGCUGUCGCCCAUCAUAGCAAGAUGGUGUUCAGACUCACGUAAAAAUAUGAUCAGCGUUUUUAGACGAUGAGUUCCGUAAAUGCUCAUUUUAUUCGGGCCCUGUUAUUAAAACCAGUUUAACCUUAUGAGAUCUCAGCCCUUAUUGAGGACGACCCUAACCCUGUGCUAUCAGAAUAAGUCAUUUUUCAAACAAAUAAUCAUUAUAACUGAAAAACACUUACGUCUUGGGUUAGGGCUUGGGGCUAUGAGCUGUUACCAAUAACGACUCAGACCUCACAAGGGUUAAACAAACUGUCUUUUCUGCCUAAGACCCAAAGACAUUUUUUUGACCCUGAGAGCACUGUGUUAGAUAUCUAAUGCUGCAACCAGACUGGAGGAAAUAAUGGUGGAGGCAAUUAUUGCAACUGUGUGCAAUUAAAUUUUAAUGUCAUUGCCUUUGAAAUGGUUGCUUUGACAACAUAAUCGGAUCUGCAACAACUUGCAGUCAGUCGUUGUCUUCAAAGCGAAUUUGUUGCAUCGAGAUGACGGUAAAGGAACAAAAAGACUAAAUGGAGUCAAGUUGGCAGUCUGUUUUUGAUAACAACAAACACUGAAAUUCACAACAACUACUUCAAAUUCGGGACGUAGUUGCUGCAGGAUUGCUCAACAACCUUGCGUUCUAACAGGAGAAUAACUAGUUUGCAACCAGUUGAUUCAAACCCCUUACUACAACGAGACACUCUGCAGACAAGUUGUACUUUUCGAUGCAGACUCCAUUUAUAAAGUAAACUAAACAAUGAUUAUCAGCAAAAAUUCACCAAUCAGUCCGAUUGCUUCGUCCCUUGGAGCGGGCAACACCCUCAACCUCGGGGUGACCGCUUGGUUUCACGUGAGCGGACCACGCUCCUCUCUAAACUCACCUUCUUUCUUUUUUUUUUUUUCAAUCUCUAAACAUUUGUAACAUUUUGUGACUGCAUCUUGCAUGUUUGUGAAACUGUGUUGAAAGAAUCUGUCCACAAAGUAAUCGAACCUGUCGGUGUGGUAUUUCCUACUACAGCAGAGGGUCUUCAGGACCACGCAAUUGUCAUCAUGACACACAAACAAUACCAGCUGUAGGGUAAAAAAAAAGAAAGAAAGAAAUCAUGUAAAAGGAGAGAUUUCAGGUCACUUCUUGCGCCCCCUGAUGGCUGAAAAAAGUAUUUAUUUACCAGAGGAGGUAUCGGAGGUACUGCGCUCCUAUCGCGCUAGUCUUUGUUGGUUUAUCUGAAAUGCUUUGCACCUCCUUUGAAUGGUGUCUGUAUUAAAUGUCUAUGUGAUGAUGUGGGAUAUAAGGGGACAAAAUAAUUAGUGCCAAACAGUCUGUGUUUAUGACAGAUGCGAUUGGGGGAGGGAGAAAAAAGUGAAUGUAAAGUUGUAAAUACGUAGAAUAAAAUGCAUUCAAGGCAAUGAAAGGCAUUUAUUUUCACUACUGCAAAGCCUGUAGAAAGAAUCAGAUUCAUAUCUUUUGUAGCUUUAUUUAGUUGAAGUGACCCCUGGAUCCCCUCCUUUAUUUAUCUCUUUCUUUUUUCCAGCUGACGCGCAGCAGCGUCUCCGUUCCCUCAUGUUUCCUGUUGGACUUGAUUAAUUUUUCAGCGAUAAGAGAAGCAGCCGAGUUCACAGUUUAUAUAUUAUAUUUUAAAAAAAGAAAUAAAUAACAGACCUCAGUGUAAAGAGCCGCAAAUGUGCACUGCAUUAUGUAAGCGAUGGCUUGGAUGGAGAAUGUUGGCACUGUUUGAAACGGUGGGAUGCCAUUUGGGAGCUAACCUCAUUACUGUAUGUAUGUCCUGCUUCCUGCGGCCUCUCAGCGAGCUGCUGGGUUUGAAGGUGUUUUUAGUUAUUUUUGGUCAAUUGUGUCAUUAAAGGACAUGAAAAGUC
Molecule: messenger RNA, 3971 nt
Organism: Neolamprologus brichardi
Lineage: Eukaryota; Metazoa; Chordata; Actinopteri; Cichliformes; Cichlidae
Gene: slc29a4a
Product: solute carrier family 29 member 4a
Biological process (GO): nucleoside transmembrane transport
Cellular component (GO): plasma membrane
Molecular function (GO): nucleoside transmembrane transporter activity; monoamine transmembrane transporter activity
Source: RefSeq, a predicted model, not a curated record